CGCGACCUCCCCGGUCGACCGUGGAGAUGGUAUCCGGGGACCAUGAUGCUGUCCCGGUUCCAGCAGCUGCACGAGAUGGCGUUGGUGGAGUGCGUGAUGGGCGGAAAGCGUCGUCGCGAACUGCUGCCGCGGCUACAGGUUCGCGAUCCGCCGAGGGACACAGUACCGCGAGCGCUCGUUGCUGCGGGGGACUACGUCAUGCAGACGUGCAGUGUACCGCAUGGUUACUGGUCGCUGCCGCGGUCCACCUCGGCGGUGCUGCUCGGACCAGUGGAACGAGCGCUGCACCUGCGAUUUGUCAAGGUGCUUGGUCGGAGGAUGUACUACGUGCGAAAGAGAAGCGGUGCGCUUUUGGAGGAUGAAGAUGUGGCGGAUGAAUUCGAAAAGGGUAAAACAAGUUAUCCAUAUACAUAUUACCGUCACUUAUCCGAGAAAACCGACGCAUCAUCUGUGGAGCCGCAGCGGCUGCAACCGCUGACGGUAGAGGGACCCGGCUUGGCGUUGCCGUUGCCCGUGCUGACGGAAAUCUUCCAGUCUCUGGACACCGUCGACCGUGUGCGCUGCCGCCGCAUCUGUCACCUGUGGGACCGCCUAUCGAUGUCGCCGGAGCUGUGUCGGGUGGUGCGUGUCGUGCGGCAGCAGGAACCCGCCUAUCUAUCGUUCACGCCGCAGUGGGGCGGUAACUACGGCAUGUACGGCUGCCUCAUCAAACAUAUCACCCCCGCCAUUCGCACCGUCUGCAUCCGGGAUACCGGCGCGCAUGUGUGCACCCACUGGACGAUGCGGGAGACCGAGGAAGCGGUGAACCUGUUGAAUAUCUUUCUCGGCGUCGCCGGCAUCCGGCUGGACCUUUUAAUCCUGUCGCGGCGCUCCAUCGAACUCAUGGAGGCCAGCAUCGGCAAUCCGUGGACACUGAGCGCGCUGUGCACCGACGUGACCACGAUGCUGGACAAGCUGGCGUCCGGUUACCAGCGUUUGAUUCUGGAUAAGUUUGCCUUGGAAGUGUUGAACAAGAGAGGCCAGCCGUUGAUCGAGUUCCGCAUUCCCGCCGUCGUUGUCAUGGCGGGCCAGGUCGACGCGAUGGACGUGGUCAAGUUGCUGGAGCAGCAUCUGCACUGCGAGGGACUGCCGUUGGAUGUGCACUGCAUGGCCCAGGCAUUUGCCACGCGGAUCGACAGUGAAAGGAAAGCCAGGAAAGUGAUGGAGAUUCUACGGGAUUAUCAAGCCGGUGAUCCGCGUCCUUCAGCGUGCUACCGAAAUCACGCGUGGACACUGGACAGUGUGGCCGGUGUGAGCGUGGACCAAUUGAACCGCUUCUGCCUGUCCGCCUUAUGGCGCUUCAUGCAGAACUGGGGUCCAGAAUCCGCCCAGGACGACAUCGCACAACUAUGCCGUUCGAUGAUGCCGAGCAAUGAACCAUUGUUAUCCGUAUCUUGGCGAUAAAAAACUGUUCUUUUUUCGCUUUUCUAUUCAUCGGGAAUAUGGCCAACGGAAAGUACUCUGUAUGCUACUUGUUCCGGUAAUUUUGUACCUUGAUUGUUUUCAUAUUUCGAUUACUCUGCAGUCACUGCAGAGUAAUCGAGUGCAGUCUGCAUGUAUGUUUCCACCAGUUGAUCACCCACUGGUUCUUGAUUUCUCAACAG
This is a messenger RNA of Paramacrobiotus metropolitanus, 1643 nucleotides long. RefSeq lists its product as uncharacterized. Bases 43 to 1443 code for a protein of 466 amino acids. Lineage: Eukaryota; Metazoa; Tardigrada; Eutardigrada; Parachela; Macrobiotidae. Gene Ontology annotation, molecular function: protein binding. The record is from RefSeq and is a predicted model, not a curated record. The transcript is spliced from 3 exons.